This is a messenger RNA of Ruditapes philippinarum (Manila clam), 2654 nucleotides long. RefSeq names its product trafficking kinesin-binding protein 1-like. The coding region runs from base 88 to 2631 and encodes 847 amino acids. The transcript has 15 exons. Lineage: Eukaryota; Metazoa; Mollusca; Bivalvia; Venerida; Veneridae. The record is from RefSeq and is a predicted model, not a curated record.
GGAUUAAAGUUUAUCAUUAUUUAAAUGAAUAUGCAAAUUGGUUAACUAAAAUGUUGCAAAAAUGUAGUUUCUCAUUGAAUUAAUUGGAUGGAUAUGCAAAUUAGCAAGAUUGAGGAGGAGCUUACAAAUAUAACAUACAAUGUAUUAUGUUCGGAUCGUGUGACACAGAUGACUAAAACGUACAAUGAUAUAGAAGCUGUAACUAGACUAUUGGAAGAGGGAGGGGGGUGUGUGGAAUCACAGAUAUAUUAUACAAGCUCCAUGAUAGAAUUAAUCAAGAAGAAACAGCAGAAUUGGGAGUCUCAGGAUUUUGAAAAUCCUAGUGAGGACCCUGAUUAUUUCUACUGGCCAAUUUUGUUUUGUUUCUUCAUUGAAAGCCACACUAAGAAAAGCCGUCAUUUUGACAUUCACCCAGAAAAGAACGAAGAGUUAGAACAAUUGAUCACUCAAGCUAAUGAGCGAAUAAAUCAGUUGAAGCAUGACUUGUCGAUGAAAGAUGAGCUUCUUAAAAUAUAUACGCAAAACUACGAGGGUGUGGACUCCAGUUCACCGGACUCACCGGAUGGGAAAACAGUGCCAGGGUUGCAGAAAAAGAUUCAGAGUUUAGAAGAUGAGAAUCUCCAGUUACAUUUAGAGACGUUUAAAGCUAAGGGGUUGGGCCCGACGGGCUGGGAAAAAAAGGGAAAACAAAUUUGGGGCAAUGAUGUGUACAACCAAUUUGAGGAUGUUCAUGGCCAGCUUUCCCAGUUGUCGAGAGAGUUGGUGGAGAAGUCAGAAGAAUGUUGUUCACAGAAAGAAGAGAUCACAAACCUCUUACACCAAAUUGUUACGCUGCAGAAAAAAGUCCGCACUCUUACUGCUGAUAAUAUGGACCUACAGAAAACCUUGGAGGCUGCAUACGACUCACAGAAUUAUCUUACGAGAGAGAUUGCUGACUUAAAAGAGAAAAAUGAGGAAAUUUUGGCUCUUCUUGAAGAAACGCAGGAAGAGUUACGAAGGUUCCGAAGCAAAGAGCGACCAAGCGUGAUGCGACAUAGCUUCAUGUCUCCAAUGUUUAACUCGACAGGAGAGUCACUGGCAUCUGAGUUAGAGAACUCCAUGCGAAGUGAGGUCGACUAUCCCAAGGGCUACUCGUCCAUGGAAAGAAAGAAGCAUACAUGGAAGGUAUUUGAAACUGCUAAAGCUGCCAAAUCACCUGCUCGCCAUGGAUCUGGUUCCUCCUGUGCUACAAGCAUGCUGGGAGCCAGCCUAGCUGACAAUGAUGACUCACGAUCUGUGUCCCAGAGAAGCUCUAUGUACUUCAGUGAUACAGAGUCCGCUGUCAGUGAAAACUGUACUGGUGAACUUGAAUCUCUUUAUGGUGCCACACCGUCUCGUUACGGUAAGCCUGGUAUCCCAGGCUCCAACGACUUGCACACAGCUCUACGGCGCCUCUCAAUGAGGCGAGCCAAUGAGAUAAAUGAAAUGGACUAUGCUAAAGAAGAAAGGGAGAGGCAAGAACGGGAGCAGAAACAAAGGGAAAGAAGAGUGAUACUGAGAAUCGGCGACACGCAGGUUCGGUGCCGGACACCCGAACAAGCAGAAUGUUUGCCGGCCAAUCAGUUGAGUUUCGGUUACAUGUCGAUGACGGGAAGCAGUACAAACCCUCAUUACAAGAUGCCAGAAAAACUUCAGAUCAUUAAACCUCUGGAAGGUAGGCUUGAACAUUGUUGUAACGUUGCCAAAUCAUCAGAAUUAAUGAGUGACUUAAGAAAUAUAGAUGUUUGUACAAGUGAUGUGGACACUGAUUCUGUGACAACUGUUGUGGAAGAAGAAAUCACCUCUUCUUUUACCUCAUCAUCACCACGGAUGGCAUUAGGUCGUGUAGCCGAGAAUCAUGGUACCAGCACAUUCAGUAUGUCACUGGGGCUUGCGUCCAUUCUCAACGAGCGUGAUUUAAAGGAAGAAAGUCAGCCAGGAAUCAGACAUCAUAAUGUUAGUUCUAAUCCCGCACGAUUCCCGAGUCUUAGUAGUGAUCAGCAUUUUAAGGCUGGACAUACUUCAACGCCAUUAACGACCUUGACCCUACCAACAAACUCUUAUAAACUUAUACCCUCACCAGUAACCUUACCGCAAAGGUCAGAAAGAAGUUUUGAUGGUUCAGUAUCAUCAUGGCAAGGGAUCUCAAGUACAUUAGGGUCACAAAGGUCAAAUAGUGUUUUUAGUUCACCGGGUCAGCAGGGGUCAGUACUUAGUACCAAUGCAAAUGGUACUGAAAAUGCAAACUCAGACUCAAAUAGACUGAAAGUGAUAAAUAAACUGAAGACUACAGGGUUUUCACUUUACGGAUAUAUUACUGGAGCAGUGCCCGUAAAUGCAUCAGGGGAAGAUAACUCUAGACCGAGUUCACUUCCUUUACCUACAGUGACGACAGCAGGUGCCACUGCUUUAAAUUCAGUUGCCACGGUAACAGAAAGUGUUACAACAUUGACAACUGUUACUGAUAAUGUAGAUAUUGACAGUAUGGUUACCAUGGCAACUACAACAGCUGAGUCACGAAGAAAAUCGCAUUUAUCAUCAAUUUUGGCGCGGAAAACUGCUGGGGGGGUUAUUGGGGCCUUGACAAAGUGGCAUAAAGAUGGGUCAUUAUGAUGAGUAAUGAAUAAUAAAUAAAA